Cladocopium goreaui is the source of this 1938-nucleotide messenger RNA. The record is from the annotation of a GenBank genome assembly. Lineage: Eukaryota; Dinophyceae; Suessiales; Symbiodiniaceae.
AUGGCCGCGCCGCAGAGCGCAAUGUCAACAUCAACACUGGUUGGUGUGCUGCAAGGGCGGGUCUUCCUGUCAAAUGGUGUGCUGGCAAUUGGCAGAGCAGAUUUGCUUGAAGUCAUUGGGCGAUUUGGGUUCAGGGGCGGGGCGCCUGAACGAACCUUGGACAGAUGUUUGGCAAGAUCGAUGUUCAUGCGUCUUCCUGGUGGCUCCUACGAAGCGAGAAUUGUGAAAGUUGUGCUGCAAGAUUUUGAUUUAUCAAUGCAGACGCCAACUUGGGAUGCAGUUGUUCGACACUUGCGGCCAAGAGCUUUACAACCCUCUACUUCAACUGCUUCUUCAGGAUCAAUGCAGAUUGACAGUGAAGCUUCUAGUUCUGCGCCUGCUGCAAGGCCCCUUUCCAGAAAGAGACCUUUCGAAGAGGAUGAAGAGCAACUGUCAGAGGAGCUGCAAAGGUAUCAAACGACCUAUGUGGGCUUCACCAAGACCGGCCUUUUGAACGAGCUUAUCCGCAAGGAUGCUGAACUUGAGGCAUGCAAACAUGCACAUGACAAUCUGAAGAAAAAACAUGUAGAUUUGCAAAAGAAAGUGAGGUUGUUGCAGGAACAGAAACGAAGAUCAGCACAAACUAUUCAGAAAUUGGCUGCGAAGGCCAAGCCCAAAACGAAAUCGACAGGCAAGUCACGGAGAGAACCAAUCACUGUGGAAAACGUCGACCAACGGAUGGCCAUUCAACGGACAAAGCACAAUCGGUACCUGACCGUGGAGUCCAGAAUCUCUUUAAGUCUACGCCGCAAUUGCUCGAACGUGGCAUGCGCUGACUUGGGGUUGGUCCUGCUGGACGAUGUUUCACGCUGGACAAUUGCACGGUCCGAGGUUCAGACCGGUGCAGCAUUGAUGGGGCAUGCAAUUUCUUUCCAUCGUGGGAUGGAUCAGGAUUUCCAGGACCAGUGCAAAGAACAGGCGUCAGGCACACUUGGGGUCGCUAUUCAUUGCAUCAGUCAAGAUGCUACGAAUGGAAGCAUCUGGCAGAAACGCAAGCUUGUGGCUCUCUUGCUGCACACGGCUUAUUGCUCAAACUUGCCCAGCAGCGAGGACGACUCUUCUUUUGCUGGAUCAUGGAAAUGGGACCUUUUCACAUCCUUGGAGUGCAUUGCAGAUGUACAACCCGUUGCUGAUGGUACUGCUGCUGGAAGCAUUGGGCUUACUCACAAGAUGCUUCAGAGUGUGGGUUGUCCUUCGAUUUGGAGCCUGGUCGAAGCUGGUCAGCAGAAAGCUCCACAGGGACACACGACUCUGCGAUUCUAUGUGCUCACAACAGACCGUGGCCCAAAUGAAGUCCUUGCCAAGAAGUACUGGAUGGUGCUCUGCCGGGACAAUCCAAAGAUUGUUUGCCUCCAUGCUGACUGCAACGAGCAUCUUGCUCACCUGAUAACCCUGCAAUCCUUGAAGACUUGUGACAACCUGUUGAAAAAACACGGUCGAGAUUGGAAGCUAUUCAGCUCGCUGGCUACAAGCUCGAACACCCUGAGAGACGUGUCGAAGGCAUUUUUUCAGGAAUGGUGCAAUCAGCAUGGCGACCGCAGCGGGGUUGAAUUGGCGCGACGACUCUGGCCAAAAUGCAUUGGAGGACGGUGGAACUCAAUCUACGAAGUUGUUUGCAGAAUGUUUGGUGUGGGAGGCCAGGCGAUGCUGUUGCCAGUGUUGGCGAAGGUCCUUAGCAAGACUCCUGAUUCCAGCAAGUUGCCUGAAAACAACAAGCCAGUGCAUUCAGUGGAUGAAUUGAGCGUGGAUCAAAUGAAGGAAUACCAGAAAAAAAUGGGGACAUGGAGAGUGAAUACUCUCAAGGUGGCCAAUGACAAGCUGUGGUGGAUCGCUGCAGAUUGUUUACGAAUUUCAGGCGCCACUCUUGUGCAGUUUUCAGCCCCUGGCCAGCAAGAUUAA